CUAGGGUUUUAUCCUUAACAAUGGCCGAAAAGGACGCAGCAACAGAGUCCGUCGCCGCCAACUCCCCAACAGAAGAUAUGGAUCUCAAAACCGCAGAAACGAACGCCGAUAACCAGGAGGGCGGUGUGAAAAUUGAGUCGGACAUCAAACGUGAGAGAGAGGAAGGGGACGAAGACGGUGACGCCUCCAAGAAGCAGAAGGUGGAGGAGCCCGUGAAGGAAGAAACUCAUGAAAAGUCGAUCGCCCCUUCGGAUCCGGUCAGCCUGGGCCCGAAGCAGUUUGAAUCGUCCGUCGAGAUGUUUGAUUACUUCUUCAAGUUUCUUCAUUUCUGGCCUCCUAAUGUCAAUGUUAACAAGUAUGAGCAUAUGGUGCUUCUAGACUUGCUUAAGAAAGGUCAUGCAGAGCCUGAUAAAAAAAUUGGUGGAGGAAUCCAAGCUUUCCAAGUCAGGUACCAUCCAAUGUGGAAGAGUAGAUGCUUCUUCCUUGUCAGGGAUGAUGAAACUGUUGAUGAUUUUAGCUUUAGGAAGUGUGUUGAUCACAUCCUUCCCUUGCCAGAAGACAUGAAGCCUGAAGCCAAGGCCUUUGGCAGUGGUGGUGGUGGUAAGGUUCGUGGUGGAAAAGGAGGAUGGCGGGGCCGAGGAAGAGGUGGCAAGUCAGGAAAGUAAACUAAGACAUUUGCUACUCUGGAUGGAGUUCAAUUUUGUGUUUGAAUUUUUCUGUAGAGUGAAAAAUGCUCCAUCUUCUUUGCAUUGCCCUGGCAAAACUUAUUUUUAUCUAAAUUUUUGUCGUUUGUGGCUUCCUGUUUGAUGGUUGAGAUUCUUUUCUAUCAUUUUUUACCAUUUGUCAGUGUUACAAAUAUUGAUCGAGCUUGGAAUCAUAACAAUAAAUCAUAUAUACUAAAAAUAUGACAAAUAAAUGAAGAAAAAGAUCUGAGUUCA
Rubroshorea leprosula is the source of this 938-nucleotide messenger RNA. The record is from the annotation of a GenBank genome assembly. NCBI's taxonomy places the organism in Eukaryota, Viridiplantae, Streptophyta, Magnoliopsida, Malvales, Dipterocarpaceae.